CCGGCGCCAACAAUUCUGGCGCGCUGGUUCCCAGGCCCCCCCUGGCUCCGGACCGCGGUUCCUCGGGUUCCGCCCGGUUCCCUCUCGGGACCCUCGGGAUAUCCUCGUGAGAGCGGCCCGCGUGGGUGACGGCUACCCGGCGGGCGUGCAGUGGGCCUCCUCGGGAGCGGGGCCGCGCCCGCGCAGCCAGAGGAUUGAUUGACAAUGGAAGUCACGGGUCGUGCGUGAGACCAUUGUGCGGCGUUCUAUCUGACCGGCUCUACUAACCCCAAGGACGGAAAAGGCGAUUUAGCAAUCGAAUGACUGCAGCUGCACCGAACCAGCGAAGAUGUGCUUAAUCCCUGGCCCUCAUGGUCCGCAGGAGGCAUUGAGCCGGGUUUUCCUGCUUGGAGUUCUCAGCUGUCUGGUGUUCUAAAGCAGGCGGCACUGUGAAAUUGAAUUGCUCAGCGUCUGCUAAAAUGAACACAGAAGCAGAGCAGCAGCUUCUCCAUCAUGCCAGAAAUGGCAAUGCUGAAGAAGUGAGAAAGCUGCUGGAGGCUGUGGAGCAGGCCCAAGUGGUUGCUGACCUUGACUGCAAAGGGAGAAGUAAGUCUAAUUUGGGCUGGACACCUCUUCAUCUGGCAUGCUAUUUUGGACAUAAACAAGUGGUCCAGGAUCUGUUGAAGGCUGGUGCAAAAGUGAACGUGUUAAAUGACAUGGGGGACACGCCACUGCAUCGAGCUGCCUUCACAGGACGAAAGGAGCUGGUAAUGCUUCUUUUAGAAUACAAUGCUGAUACUACCGUUGUAAAUGGGAGCGGACAGACAGCAAAAGAAGCCACCCAUGACAAAGAAAUCAGAAACAUGCUUGAAGCUGUGGAAAGGACUCAGCAAAGAAAGCUUGAAGAACUGCUUUUAGGAGCAGCUAGAGAAGGAAGAACAGCCGAAGUGUCAGCUCUGCUCAGCAGGCCCAAUCCUCCUGAUGUGAACUGUUCGGACCAGUUAGGAAAUACUCCUUUGCAUUGUGCAGCCUAUCGGGCCCAUAAACAGUGUGCCUUGAAGCUUCUGAGAAGUGGAGCUGACCCCAACCUGAAGAACAAAAAUGACCAGAAACCUCUUGACCUUGCCCAUGGUGCUGAAAUGAAGCAUAUUCUUGGUGGUAAUAAGCAGGUUGUCUACAAAGCACUGAAGCGCUAUGAAGGCCCUCUCUGGAAGAGUUCAAGAUUUUUUGGCUGGAAGUUAUUCUGGGUAGUACUAGAACACGGAGUCCUUUCCUGGUAUAGGAAACAGCCUGAUGCAGUCCAUAACACUUACCGCCAGGGGUGCAAACACCUGACUCAAGCGGUGUGCACGGUGAAACCCACAGACAGCUGCCUCUUCUCUGUCAGAUGCUUUGAUGACACUGUUCAUAGCUUCAGGGUUCCUAAGAACAGCCUACAGCAGUCAAGAGAGAAGUGGCUGGAAGCAAUCGAAGAACACUCUGCCUACAGCACUCACUACUGUUCCCAAGACCAGGUGACCGACGAAGAAGAGGAAGAUGCAGUUUCCGCCAUGGACCUGAAGGAGGCCUUAGCGAGAGCACAGACAUGUCAGCAGAGACUAGAUAGGGAAAUUUGCAACUUUCUCAAAAUGAUUAAGGAGUGUGAUGUGGCCAAAGAUAUGCUUCCGUCAUUUCUUCAGAAAGCUGAUGUUGUCUCCGAAGCUUCUAGAGACACUUGUGUGGCGUUGAGUGACUGCCUUAAUCUCUUUACUAAACAAGAAGGGGUGAGGAACUUUAAACUGGAACAGGAGCAAGAAAAAAACAAGAUUUUGUCAGAAGCGCUGGAGGCCUUAGCCACUGAACAUCAUGAACUAGAGCGGUCGCUGGUGGAAGGGUCCCUGCCUGUCAGUGUCCUCAGCGAGGAGGAGUUCUACGAUGCGCUGUCAGGUUCCGAGUCCGAGGGGUCCCUGACUUGCCUGGAAGCUGUGACUCCACACUCCUUUGAAGAGACUGAAGUGCCCGUGAGCAGUGGAAAACACAGAAUGUCUGAAGCAAAAGAUUGUGGUGGGGGAGAUGCGCUCUCCAACGGCAUCAAAAAGCACAGAACAAGCCUGCCUUCACCUAUGUUUUCCAGAAAUGACUUCAGCAUCUGGAGCAUCCUCAGAAAAUGCAUUGGGAUGGAACUGUCCAAGAUCACAAUGCCAGUCAUAUUUAAUGAGCCUCUGAGCUUCCUUCAGCGGCUAACUGAGUACAUGGAGCACACUUACCUCAUCCACAAAGCCAGCUCAUCUUUCGACCCUGUGCAAAGGAUGCAGUGUGUGGCUGCCUUUGCUGUGUCUGCUGUUGCUUCUCAGUGGGAGCGCACUGGAAAGCCCUUCAACCCACUUCUGGGAGAGACUUACGAAUUAGUUCGAGACGACCUUGGAUUUAGGCUCAUUUCAGAACAGGUCAGCCAUCACCCCCCAGUUAGCGCAUUCCACGCAGAAGGACUAAACAAUGAUUUCAUCUUCCAUGGCUCCAUUUACCCCAAACUGAAGUUCUGGGGUAAGAGUGUAGAAGCAGAGCCUAAAGGAACCAUCACCUUGGAGCUUUUGGAACACAAGGAAGCAUACACAUGGACAAACCCCACCUGCUGUGUGCACAACAUCAUCGUAGGCAAGCUCUGGAUUGAGCAGUACGGCAACGUGGAGAUCGUCAACCACAAGACUGGGGACAAGUGUGUGCUGAAUUUUAAGCCAUGUGGUCUUUUUGGCAAGGAAUUACACAAAGUUGAAGGCUACAUACAAGAUAAAAGCAAGAAGAAACUCUGCGCUCUCUAUGGAAAGUGGACUGAGUGCUUGUACAGUGUAGACCCCGCCACUUUCGACGCUUACAAAAAAAACGAUAAGAAAAACACGGAAGAGAAGAAGAACAGCAAACAGACAAGCUCAUCUGAGGAGUCUGAUGAAAUGCCAGUGCCAGAUUCUGAGAGUGUAUUUAUUAUCCCUGGAAGUGUGCUCCUGUGGCGGAUAGCCCCGCGACCUCCCAACUCUGCUCAGAUGUAUAAUUUUACCAGCUUUGCCAUGGUUUUGAAUGAAGUAGACAAGGAGAUGGAGAGUGUGAUUCCUAAGACUGACUGUCGUCUUCGGCCUGACAUCAGAGCCAUGGAGAACGGAGAAAUAGAUCAAGCUAGUGAAGAAAAAAAGCGACUUGAGGAAAAACAAAGAGCAGCUCGAAAAAACAGGUCCAAAUCAGAAGAGGACUGGAAGACAAGGUGGUUCCAUCAAGGUCCUAAUCCCUACAAUGGAGCACAGGACUGGAUUUACUCUGGCAGCUACUGGGACAGAAACUACUUCAAUUUGCCCGAUAUUUAUUAAAGUGCAGAGAAGUCAAGGUGUUUGGCUAAUCUAAAUAAGUCUUAAGCUUAAGUUUUUAAAUUUUUCCCCUUGGUUUCUACUCUAAUUUGCACUUCACCCUCCAAGGCAGGGCAUGUGGUCAAACUGGUGAAGGUCUUCGAAAACUGAGACAGUUUGCUCCACAGCUGCUUUCUUGGCGCACUGCUCAUGGAAAGUGAGAAGCAGUUGGGGGUGCUCUUUCUACCCCUACAUUGCUGCAGCCUGAAACCUACUAUAAUAUUCAGCUUUAUGGAAUUCUACAGUGAUCCAAAAAUCAAGUUAUUUUGAAUAUUUUUAUGCUAUAAUGCUUGAGAUUUUAGGUAUAGCUUUGAAAUGUUUAGAAUUCUUCUGUACAAUGUUAUGAGCUCAAAUAUAGAGGUUGUUGUUUUACAAAAACUUUAGGGAAAUUAGUCUGUUUUACUUUCCCAUCUCGGGGGGGGGGGGUAGGGGCAGAAUCAGGAAUUCCUGAUUUGAAAACUCUAAACUGGAAAAGGUAUUUACUUAUCUUAGUGCUCUAAAUUUACUUUCAUAUCCUGUGAUCACCGUCAUUAGAAUUUACAGGGUUAAAAUGUAUGUUUGAAUUGAAAAUCACAAAAAUACCCUAGAAGUAGAUUUUACUCAACACUGUUACCUAAUGACAUUAAGCUGCACUCAUGUAUUAUAAUCUAUGAAUGGCAGGGUCUUGGAGACAUACUGUGCAGUAGUUCUGCCCCGUUAAUUGGGGUAAUCUCAUAGUAUUAUCCACCCAAACUCCAGACUGAGAUUCUUGCCCUAAAGGGCCUUAGGUAGCUUCCAGUAAGUUAUGUUAAUUGUCUUGAAGUUAACAAGUGUUAUAACGAUGCUAAAUAAAGGCUUUAGAUUAAAAAAAAAAAAAAAAACAAAAAACGUGUGAAUGCUUUUAGACUUUCACCUAACACUAUCUUUAAUUAUCAACAGUGUCCCCAGGGCCAUAAUAUGAAGUGGGCAGUUAGAGUGAGGGACAAUGUUAAGGAAGUUUGUAUACCUGCUAAGUUACUAAAACAACAAUGCAAAGUUUUAUGCUUGCAGGAAGUUUAUUGAUACAGUUCACGUGGUGACAGACUCCACCUCGAAUGCUGAAUCAAACAGCAUCAUUUUCAGCAUCUGUUAAUGAAGAGACAUUGAACUGUUUAAAUAUCAUGAUGAGUGAAAUCUGAUCUACAUUCUUGCUGUUGGCAUUUCCUGCUGAGGCCAGCUUUUGACAACACAAGGUUGCUGUGAUUAAAUUCGCGGCCACACAACUGAAAUGCCACCGUCAGCGCCCAGAAUCACAGUGGCUUUAGUGUUGGGCAGAAGCAGGAAGCCUCAUGCCUGGCAGCCCUUCACUUACAGUGGUGUCUCCACAUGUUCUACUCACCCCACUGCCCACACUGAAGGGAAAGCCCAACUGAAUAAAAAAACUGAGUGAUAGAAAGCCCAAUUGAAUAAAAUUUUGAUAAAAGUUCA
This is a messenger RNA of Psammomys obesus (fat sand rat), 4796 nucleotides long. RefSeq names its product oxysterol binding protein like 1A (gene Osbpl1a). The transcript has 29 exons. NCBI's taxonomy places the organism in Eukaryota, Metazoa, Chordata, Mammalia, Rodentia, Muridae. Gene Ontology annotation, cellular component: membrane; cytosol; intracellular membrane-bounded organelle. The record is from RefSeq and is a predicted model, not a curated record. Gene Ontology annotation, molecular function: cholesterol binding; protein binding. The coding region runs from base 459 to 3314 and encodes 951 amino acids.